Molecule: messenger RNA, 3012 nt
Organism: Acanthosepion pharaonis
Lineage: Eukaryota; Metazoa; Mollusca; Cephalopoda; Sepiida; Sepiidae
Source: the annotation of a GenBank genome assembly
AUGGCAGCAGCAGUAGAUAUAAAGACCAUUUUAACUCCAACAGAAGAGAUUGCCAAUGGAUCAAACCUUUUUGCUCCAGAUGAUGCUGACACAGAAAUGUCAGCUCUCACAUCUAAGAUGGCAUUAGUGAGUCCAAACAGUGAGGAAUAUGAUGCCUUAUCAGAAAUUGUAAAAUCCCGUGUGGAAGAAGGCCAAGGAGAAAACAUUUAUGUAGUUGGUGUUGGGGAGGGUGGCAAACCUGGCUUGAAAGAUGAUGAUCUCCUAGCAUCUAUAGCCACCUUACAAAGUAUCAGCCAAUCAUUAGACCUUGAAUGUGUUCACUUGAGAGAAAGGAUAGCAGAAGAGGGAAAAGUUGCCGAAUUUCUACUCAGAAAAAAAGUAGCACAAGAAGAUUUUAUGGAAAUAAGAGUGGCAGUUGUUGGUAAUGUAGAUGCUGGCAAAAGUACUUUACUUGGGGUCCUCACCCAUGGGGAGCUGGAUAAUGGCCGUGGUAUAGCUAGGCAGAAAUUAUUUAGACAUAAACAUGAAAUGGUUUCUGGUCGAACAAGCAGUGUUGGUAAUGAUAUUCUUGGAUUUGAUGCCACUGGAAAUGUUGUCAACAAACCUGAACAUGGAAACUUGGACUGGAUAAAGAUUUGUGAACAAUCAUCAAAGGUAAUCACAUUCAUUGAUUUAGCUGGACAUGAAAAGUACUUGAAAACAACUGUGUUUGGUAUGACUGGCCAUGCACCAGACUUUGCAAUGCUCAUGGUCGGGGCUAAUGCUGGUGUCAUUGGCAUGACAAAAGAGCAUCUAGGUCUUGCAUUGGCCCUUAAUGUCCCUGUGUUUGUUGUGGUCACAAAGAUUGAUAUGUGUCCGCCCAAUGUGAUGCAGGAUACCAUGAAGCUUUUGCAGCGUCUGCUCAAGUCUCCUGGUUGCCGAAAGAUUCCUGUCCAAGUGCAAAACAGUGACGAUGUUGUGUGUACAGCUACCAAUUUCACGUCUGAAAGAAUGUGUCCUAUCUUCCAAGUGUCCAAUGUUACCGGUGAAAACCUUGACCUGCUCAAGAUGUUCCUCAACCUAUUGUCAACUCGACACAAGUAUGAUGUCUCAGAGCCAGCGGAAUUCCAGAUUGAUGACACUUUUUCUGUACCAGGUGUCGGUACUGUAGUAUCAGGAACUCUUCUACGAGGUUUGAUCAAACUGAAUGACACGAUCAUGUUAGGACCUGAUUCCCUUGGCCAGUUUCAGAGUAUAGUCAUCAAAAGUAUUCAUAGGAAACGCAUGCCAGUGAAGGAAGUACGAGGAGGACAAACCGCAUCAUUUGCUUUAAAAAAGAUCAAAAGAUCCUCAAUACGUAAAGGGAUGGUUAUGGUGUCUCCCAAAUUAGAACCAAAGGCAUGCUGGGAGUUUGAAGGAGAGAUCCUUGUCUUGCAUCAUCCAACUACUAUCAGUGUGAGGUACCAGGCUAUGGUCCAUGUUGGCAGUGUACGUCAGACUGCGUCCAUCAUUUCAAUGUCUCAGGACACAUUACGGACGGGUGACAAAGCCUUGGUCCGAUUCCGUUUUAUAAAGAAUCCUGAGUACCUUCGCACUGACAUGAGGAUGGUGUUUCGGGAAGGCCGCACAAAGGCAGUUGGCAAUGUGACCCGACUCUUUCCGCAGACGAGCGGCUCUGGUCAUUACUCUCGGCAUCAACGUGCUGGCAAGAAGUCACAACAACAACAACAACACCCACCGCAGCAGCAGCAGCAAGAGAAUCACAGUAGUUCAGGGGGAGGAGGAGGACAUGCCGGCCGAAGCCACAACGAGCCACAAAAACAAAGUAAGAAGAACCGUCGUCCAAGAAACCAGAAGCCAUAUUACAACCAAAAUGUAAUCGCAGAUUCCACUAGCCAAGCUUCUUCCUCAUCAUCUAUACUUGCAACUUCCUCCACCUCCUUGUCAUCCACUUCCGGAGGUAUUGGCCUGACGACGACGACGACGACAGCUUCUAUGGAAUCAUAUGAUCCUCUUUAUCCCUUUUUCUUUUUUUUUAAGGACUUUGAAUUUAAAUGCUCUUUUUUCUUUUCUUUUUUUCUUUUCUUUUUUCUUUUCUUUUUUCUUUUCUUUUUUCUUUUCUUUUUUCUUUUCUUUUUUUCUUUUCUUUUUUCUUUUCUUUUUUUCUUUUCUUUUUUUUUCUUUUCUUUUUUCUUUUUUCUUUUUUUUUUUUUUUUUUCUUUUCUUUUUUUCUUUCUUUUUUUUUUUCUUUUUUUUUUCUUUUUUCUUUUUUCUUUUCUUUAUUCUUUUUCUUUUUUUUCUUUUUUCUUUUCUUUUUUCUUUUUUUUCUUUUUUCUUUUCUUUUUUCUUUUUUCUUUUUUUCUUUUCUUUUUUCUUUUUUUCUUUUUUUUUUUUUUCUUUACUUUUUCUUUUUUCUUUUUCUUUUUCUUUUUUUUUUUUUUUUUUUUUUUUCUUUUUUUUUUUUUUUUUUUUUUUUUUUUUUUCUUUUUUCUUUUUUUUUUUUUUCUUUUUUUUUUUUUUCUUUUUUCUUUUCUUUUUCUUUUUUUUUUUUUUUUUUUUUCUUUUUUCUUUUUUUUUUUUUUUUUUUUUUUUUCUUUUUUUUUUUUUUUUUUUUUUUUUUUUUUUUUUUUUUUUUUUUUUUUUUUUUUCUUUUUUUCUUUUUUUUUUUUUUUUUUUUCUUUUUUCUUUUCUUUCUUUCUUUUCUUUUUUCUUUUCUUUCUUUCUUCUUUUCUUUUUCUUUUCUUUUCUUUUUCUUGGAAUGAUUUGUUCUUUCCACUCUUUCCAUCCCCUCAGAAAAAAAUCCCUUGCCUCAUUGUUUUUACCUAUCUCUUUGGAAAUGAUAGGGAAAUAUUUGCAUCUCUCUCUCCUCUUCUUUCUGUUGCAAAAUCUUUUUAUUUUUCUUUCUCUUUCUUCUGCCUCUUCCACUUUCCACCCCUUAUUUGCUUUUUAUCUCCCUAUCAUAUAGGUAUAUUUUUUGCUUUCUUCUCACUCCCUUACAUUUCUUCCUUUUCUUGGUUUCUUUUCUUUGAUUGA